Callorhinchus milii (elephant shark) is the source of this 1857-nucleotide messenger RNA. It is a transcript of the gene bckdhb, whose product is annotated as branched chain keto acid dehydrogenase E1 subunit beta. NCBI's taxonomy places the organism in Eukaryota, Metazoa, Chordata, Chondrichthyes, Chimaeriformes, Callorhinchidae. The record is from RefSeq and is a predicted model, not a curated record. Bases 16 to 1011 code for a protein of 331 amino acids. Gene Ontology annotation, biological process: branched-chain amino acid catabolic process; response to nutrient. The transcript has 9 exons. Gene Ontology annotation, molecular function: catalytic activity.
GCAGUGGUGGGGAAGAUGGCAACGCUGAGCAGACUCCUGGUCCGCGGCGGCGGCCUGAGGCGGGGGCUCGGGCCCGGGCCCUGGGGGGCGGCGGCGGCGGCGGCGGCGCCAGUGACCAACACCGCCACGCGGUCAGCGGCGCACUUCACCUUCGUGUCCGACCCCGUCCCCACUCAGUAUGGCCCAACACAGAAGAUGAAUCUUUUUCAAUCCAUAACAAGUGGCCUGGAUAAUGUUUUGGCAAAAGACCCAAGUGCAGUGGUUUUUGGAGAGGAUGUUGCCUUUGGUGGAGUUUUCCGGUGCACAGUAGGACUGAGAGACAAAUAUGGAAAAGAACGAGUCUUCAAUACUCCUCUCUGUGAGCAAGGCAUUGUGGGGUUUGGAAUUGGUGUAGCUGUUACAGGAGCCACGGCCAUUGCAGAAAUUCAGUUUGCAGACUACAUUUUUCCGGCCUUUGAUCAGAUCGUCAAUGAAGCUGCUAAGUAUCGCUUUCGCUCCGGAAACCUGUUUGAAUGUGGAGGUUUAACAAUUCGAGCACCGUGGGGUUGUGUGGGUCAUGGAUCGCUCUAUCAUUCCCAGAGUCCUGAAGCUUUCUUUUCUCAUAUACCGGGAAUUAAGGUGGUUAUUCCAAGGAGUCCUGUACAGGCCAAGGGAUUAUUGCUAUCAUGCAUAGAAGAUAAAAAUCCUUGUAUAUUCUUUGAGCCUAAAAUUCUCUACAGAGCUGCAGUGGAGCAAGUUCCUGUGGAGGCUUACCAUAUCCCGCUUUCUCAAGCAGAAGUGCUCCAGGAGGGAAGUGAUGUUACACUAGUUGCCUGGGGAACCCAGGUUCAUGUUAUGCGAGAGGUGGCCACCAUGGCGCAGGAGAAGCUUGGAGUGUCAUGUGAAGUAAUUGAUUUGAAAACAAUUUUGCCUUGGGAUAUUGAGACUGUGUGCAAGGAGCAACAGAAGUGCAGCCAGAGCUGGAGGAAGGAAAAGCAGCAAGAAGCCAGAAUGGGCAUAUUGGACAUUUAGUCCUCAGUUCAUCAGCACCCACCAGGACAGUCAGCAUCACCAUUCUCACAGGCAAGCACCAGCACAUUUGCGCCCAUCACAGAUAGUACAGCUUUGGGUGAUGGACACACAGUAAAGCACAGCACAGUGAUGGCAAAGGGGAGGCAUUGAAGUCUGAAAAAGGAGAUAAUGAAGUUGGUAAAACUUCAUUUGCUACUUCUGGUCCUGGUCCUACAUGGCCACAGAUAAACAGAGCUUUCAUGGACAUUCUGGAGAAUGAUCUUCUUGGUGAAUUAUUUUGGAGGAAAUUCAUAGAAUUGUCGAGGAAUUCUGAAGAGUUACGAAAAUGAAUUGGGGUGAUGUGCAAGGCACCAUCCAACUUAUUAGUGCCAUUUCUAGUUUUCGGUUGGAGGGAUUACAGAAAAGAUUAGCUGUGCUGUUUUCUCAAGUCACAGUCUGAUGGGCCCCAAUUGAGCAAAGACCCUUGCUUACACCAGCAUAUCCUCUGAUCCUAGGGAAUUGAUCUGUGAGGAGAGAGUGUCUCAUGUGCCAACACAACUACCAACUCUACCAUUCUCUUCGUGCACGUCUAGUACCCCUCCUUUCAGUAGAUUAAUUAGUAAUGCAAGCCCUACAUCAGCACCCCGAAAUAGAGAUUGAACUCUUACACCUUUUUAACAAUAAUAAUAAUUUGUCCACAUCACUCCCUUCAGAAGGGGAAGCGCCUCAGAGCACUGAACAUAUUUGUAAAUAUGUAAAUACAUUUUAUUUAAUACUAAGCUGAUUUCAUUAUGUUUAAAAUAUGAUAAUGCUAUAUGCAUAAGAGAGUCUGUAAACAAUUUUCAAUAACAUGCCUUUUUCAAAGCC